Messenger RNA from Leopardus geoffroyi (Geoffroy's cat), 2874 nucleotides. It is a transcript of the gene CA1H13orf42, whose product is annotated as chromosome A1 C13orf42 homolog. NCBI's taxonomy places the organism in Eukaryota, Metazoa, Chordata, Mammalia, Carnivora, Felidae. The record is from RefSeq and is a predicted model, not a curated record. The transcript has 4 exons. Bases 1880 to 2860 code for a protein of 326 amino acids.
GUCACCCCUACACUUCAUUUUUUAUCUAUUUAAACCUUUUCUAAAGUUAUGUUGAAUUAAUCUCAUCGUAAGCCCACUGGCACAGAAGCGACUGAGAAAGGUCACGGUCCCUGGAUUCCUCUAGGAAGAAGUUCUGUCCGUUCUUGUCUAUCCUCAGUGCUUCGAUAUUGUGCUUGUGCGGAGCCAGAGAAAUGGGCAGGACAGAGACCUCAGAGCGUGUGACGUCACGAGUCCAUGGCACCGAGGGGGCAGUGGGGCUUGAAGAAGGAGGGUUGGGUCUGAGGACAAGUUUCUCACUCACCGAUUUAGACCUUAGGUAAGUCUUCCAACUGCUCCAGGCUCACUUUCUUCGCCUGUGAAUUGAGGACCAAUAAUGACAAUGGAAAGGACACUUCUGUCCCAAGGAAGCCAUGACAGUUCGAUAAAUUAAUGUGUGUGGAGGCACUUGAUCAGCCCUGAUGCCCUCUGCUACUGUGCAACGUUAAGCGCUCCUGCACGUUCAGGGGCAUGGGGUCACAGGGUCAACAUCGUGUCUGGAAUGCCACGCACGGAACCCGUGCUCAGUACGAAGAUACCAUGUCUUCUGCUGGCUGCAUUUCAAAAAGCAUAGUCAUCGCUCUGAAGCAGGAUAUAAACAUUAUUUUAGUUUUGUGUUUGUGUCACAGACCUCUCCAAGUGUCUGACAAAAUGCCUGACGCUUUCUCUCUCUCUCUCUCAAACCAACCAGCAAACAGAACAAAAGUCCGGCAAAAAUAAACCGUGCUGAUACACACAUCCAGGAACACUUCCCGUUCGGUGUCUGGGGUCUCAUCGUCUUCCUCUAAGAGCUGUCCCAGCUUCAGCAAAUGCCUGUGCUAGAGAUUUAGAGGCGUCAGUCCUCUGAGUAAAGAAGGGAGAGAAAUAGACUGAAUGGAGAAACGAACGUAAUAAUGACGUUUGCCAUUUGCCGGAGAAAGAUCCUAGCGGGGACAUCCCUGAGGUUCUAAUGUAUUCAAAUGAUGCUCUUGGAAAAGCAGUUGAUGCUUGAUCAUGACUAGUCUAUUGAAAUGAAAAUGUGUUCAAGCCGAAGGACGGGGGACUGCCCCGUGUACACGGCCACCCUCGGCUCACUAAGGCUUUUGUGCAGAAAGUUGUCCCGAUAUCUGAAUCCUCCUGUCUCCACAAUGGGCUGCUAUCCGGUAACGGUGGUGAGGUCUCGUUACGGCAGGGCGAGGCGCCUCCAGGACGCCCGCAUGCCUGCUCAGGGCCCAGCUUAUCGAAGAUCUGAGAGCCUCCUGCCAACGGCCCUGGCCGCGUCCACCCUGGCCUCUCUCAGGGGACUGGAUUUUACCCCAAGCAACACACGAUUUUUGGCUUCGUGGUGUUUCUGCAAAGGAGGAUUUCAUCUUGGAUGCGAGGCGUUCGGGACCAGAGCCAGCUCGGCCAAGGUGGAGAUGUGAAGGUCCGCGCCAAGAUCAAAUCGAACGGAGUGAGACCGCGUCCAGAAGUGGAAAACGAACAGGAAGGAAAACAGCUGAGCAGAAGCAGCUUUGCCGCGCUUUCCGCAUCCAGCUGGAGCCUUCGAUGGAAGAGCACGGAAGGUAUUUGCAUCCGGUGGUGCUUGAAGGCAGCCGGGGCCCUUGCUUUUAAACUCCCAGGGCACGUCCUCGUAUUCCCGGGUGGUUGAUGGCAUCUUGGUCAUUGGAUGUAAACGACCCCCCCACGAGAGAUGCCCCGGCUGCCCGCCUGACCGAGCCCACACUCUCCGGGAUUGCAGAGACCCGAGGCCUCCUGGAAGGCGGAUGGCGGGAGGCCCGUGCGUUGGCACCCCUGCCCCCAGCUAGAUCGAGUGGCAGGGCGCAGGCGGCUGGAAGGCACCCGCAGAGGGAAAUCGAGCACCAUGCUCAGAAAGCUGCACUCUCUCUUUAACCCCGGCCCGCAGAGGAAGGCGGAGGUGGCCGAGAGUGCCUUCUACGACCGAGCCGGCCCCGCGGUGAGGCUGACCCUCAGCAGCUCCAUGUACGUGGUGGGGGACCACGGCGAGACGUUCAGCGAGGCCUUAAAGAAAUACAAAAGCACCGGCAGCAUGGACACCAGCCUGUACUACCUGCAGCAGGAAGGGGACCGGGCGUGGAUGUACUCCCGCACCCAGGACUGUUUGCAGUAUCUGCAGGAGCUGCUGGCCUUGCGGAAGAAGUACCUCUGCAGCCUCCAGGACCUGAAGCCGCACGGCGCCCAGGGCGUCUCCUCUACCUCCUCCAAGUCUUCCAAGAGGGCGGAAAAGGCCCCUGGCCAGGCCACCUCCCAAGAAAGAAAGAAAGCAACCGCAAAGAAAUACUCCCAGUUCAGCGCGGAUGUGGCAGAGGCCAUGGCCUUCUUUGAUUCCAUCAUUGCAGAGCUGGAUACAGAGAAGCGGCCGCGGGCUGCCGAGGCGGACCCUCCCAAUGAGGAUGUGGACUUUGACGUGGCCACCAGCUCCCGGGAGCACAGCUUGCAUUCCAACUGGAUCCUGCGGGCACCACGCCGGCACUCUGAGGACAUUGCUGGGCACACCGUGCACGUGACAGAUGGCCAGUUUCGAAGGAGCGUGGAGCGCAGGACCUUCGGCACUCAGAGGAGGCUCGAGAGGCACCCCAUUUACUUGCCCAAGGCUGUGGAAGGGGCAUUCAACACCUUGAAAUUUAAGCCCAAAGCCUGCAAAAAAGACCUGGGGAGCCCCAGACAGAUCCUCCUCAACUUCUCAGGAGAAGACACGGAAUGGGAUGCAGAGCUCUUUGGCCUGGAGUCCCUGGUGUCUCCGGGGGAGGACUACCACGAGACAGAGAACCCCAAAGGGCAGUGGCUGCUUCGAGAGAAGCUGUGGGAGCGGACAGUGCCCUGAGGCCCUUCCGGCCA